GGCUGCCUCCGUCCGCGCCGGGCUCAAGAUGCAGUAAAGUGAAGAGAAUGAUUCAGAUGUUAAACUGCAAAUUAACCAUGUGUUGAUGAAGAAAGAACUGCGUGUACUGACUUUCAAUUUCACAUCCUUACAUCUGAUUUGAAGUGACGGUGAGAGAAAGCAUAAGUUAUCUCUCAUUCUGUUUGGACUCCCUGUUUACAGAAGAGUGAUGAAGAUGCUAUUAAGCACAAAAGGGAUCACCAUAUGCCUGUUUUUCUUUCUAUUGAGUUUGGCAGCAGCUAUUGAAAUACCAUUAUCAGUUGCACAGCUUCCAACAAUCACGGAGCAAUCCCACACCCAGGUUGCCUACCCCUUUGAUGAGGACUUUACAAUUAAAUGUGAAGCUAGAGGAAACCCACAGCCCAUCUUUAACUGGACUAAGGAUGGAAAACCAUUUGAUUUGUUAUCUGACCCAAGGAUAGUUGCAACUAACAACUCUGGAACAUUUGUGAUUCAAAACCGUGGAAUCAUCACCAAUUUUCAAGGGAAAUAUCGUUGCUUUGCAUCCAAUGUGCUGGGAACUGCCAUGUCAGAAGAAAUUGAGCUAAUUGUUCCAAGUGUACCAAAAUUCCCAAAAGAAAAAAUUGAACCUCUUGAUGUGGAGCAUGGUGAUUCUGUGAUUUUGCACUGCAACCCCCCAAAAGGCAUCCCACCUUUGCAUAUCUAUUGGAUGAAUAUUGAUUUGCAGCACAUUCCACAAGAUGAAAGGGUCUCCAUGAGCCUUAAGGGAGAUCUCUACUUUGCAAAUGUGGAAGAAAAUGACAGUCGGAGUGAUUAUUGUUGCUUUGCAGCAUUUCCAAGACUGAGGACGAUUGUGCAAAAAAUGCCAAUGACGCUGAAGGUUUCCCGUUUUAAGCAUGCUAAUGACUCAGGCUCACCUAAUGCUGCGGUUACUAAGGCAAAUUUUAUCAAGGAAAGAAAACCCAGACUGCUGAUCCCUCCUGAAUCUGCUGGCAGUAGCUCAUCAGUCACUGUCAUCAAGGGAGGUGUCCUGCUACUGGAAUGUAUUGCUGAAGGGCUCCCAACUCCUCAUCUAAGCUGGGUCAAGAUCACUGGAAACUUGCCCAAGGAUGAACCAGAAACAGAGAAUUUUGGGAAGAUACUGAAGAUAGACCAAGUGACUACAGCUGAUGAAGGAACAUACCAGUGCACGGCAAGCAACCCCAUGGGGAGAGUGAAGCAUGAGUUCCACGUUCAUGUGGAAGAGCCUCCUCAGUGGAUAAAGAAACCCGAAGGUGGUGUUUACAGCGUGGGAACAAAUCUUGUGCUGUUGUGUGAAGCUAUUGGCAACCCAGAGCCAACCAUUCAGUGGAAACUUAACGGGAUGCCCAUUGAUAGUAGGACAUUCAGAGGGAGAAUCUCUGCCAGAGAGAUCAGCCUUACCAACCUUCAGCUUCAGGACAGUGCUGUGUACCAGUGUGAGGCCAGCAAUAAGCAUGGCACCAUCCUUGCCAGUGCCAAUGUGAAUGUCCUCAAUAUUGCUCCCUUAAUACUGACCUCAGAUGGUGAAAACUAUGCUGCAGUUGUGGGUUACAGUGCUUUCCUGCACUGCGAAAUUUUUGCCUCACCUGCAGCAGAUAUUAGAUGGACUAAGGAUGACAGCAUAGAACCACUUUCAACAUUACGCUAUGAAUUAAAUAAGAAUGGCACACUAGAGAUCAAAGAAACAACGAAAGAAGACUCAGGAUCAUAUGCUUGCUGGGCUGCAAACUCUGUUGGAAAAAGAGCAAUCACUGCCAAUCUGGAUAUAAGAGAUGCUACAAAACUUGUUGUUACUCCGAAGAACCCCCGAGUGUUGAAAUCACAUUCAAUUUUAUUGAAAUGUCAGGCUGAGUAUGAUUCACACUUGAAACAUAGUUUUAAAUUAUCCUGGAGGAAAGAUGGAGAUGAACUGCCAGUCAACAGCACAGAAGGUGGCAGGAUAAUUCUGGACAGGGAUACACUGUUCAUACCAAGCGUGACACAGGAGGAUCAAGGAGUUUACAUGUGUGUGGCCAGGACUUCUCUGGACAGUGUCACAGCUGAAUCAUGGUUAAUUGUUCUUGAUGUUCCUGAUCCACCAGAAGAUCUUCAGCUCUCAGAAAAUCAAAACCGAAGCGUUCGACUAUCCUGGAAAGCUGGGGCCAGUCAUAACAGCCCUGUUAAUGAGUCAAUUAUAGAGUUUGAAGAGAACCGAUGGGAGCCGGGGAGGUGGCAGGAGCUAACCCGGGUCGUGGGAAAUCAUACUACAGCCCUUUUGUCACUGGCCCCGUAUAUGAAUUACCAGUUUCGUGUCCUAUCUGUGAAUGCUGUGGGAAGGAGCCAGCCCAGUAAACCAUCCCUGCGCUAUGCAACACCUCCGGCUGCUCCAGACAAGAACCCAGAAAACAUCCGAGUUGAAGCUUCAGAGCCAAAUGAGAUGGUGAUGAAAUGGGAGCCAUUGAAACCCAUGGAGAGAAAUGGGCCGGGGUUGGAGUACAAAGUCAGCUGGCGACAGCAGGGAGUCGAGGCGGACUGGAAUGAGGAGAUGGUGAAGAAGCAUUCCCUGACCCUGCGAAACACUCCCACCUUUGUGCCUUAUGAGAUCAAAGUCCAAGCAGUAAAUAAUUUAGGAUCUGGUCCUGAACCAAAUAUUACCAUCGGAUAUUCAGGAGAGGAUGUUCCAGAUGCUGCUCCUUCCGGCGUGUCAGUGGAUAUUGUGAACAGCACACUGGUCAAAGUCUUCUGGUUUGGGAUACCAAGGGACAGAGUUCGUGGACAUUUAAGAGGCUAUAAGGUCAGCUGGUGGAAAACAAAGAGCAUGCUGGACGGAAAAAGGCAUCACCCAGAGAAACACUUCCUAACAUUUGUAGGAGACAGAAACUACGGGAUGAUUCCUGGUCUAGAGCCCUUCAGUGAAUUCCGCUUAACUGUUUUGGCUUACAACUCCAAAGGAGAUGGCCCAGAAAGCUCCCCUGUUGUGUUUGAAACUCCAGAAGGAGUUCCGGAACAGCCACGUUUUCUCAGGAUCCUGAACUUUGACAAGGACUCUGUCACUCUGUUAUGGGGACUUCCCAAGAAAGCCAACGGCCACCUUACUGGCUACAUUUUGCAAUACCAGAUGAUAAACGAAACACACGAAAUCGGACCCCUGAACGAUGUCAGUGUAACAAACCGCUCCACGCUCAGCUGGAAGCUUUCAGGUCUCAGCUCCAGUACCAAGUACAAAUUCUAUGUAAAGGCUUGUACAGUCAAAGGCUGUGGGAAGCCAGUCACAGAAGAAGGACUAACGAUGGCUCAAGGGAGUAAAGGGAUCGGCAAGAUUUCAGAAGCAGUAAAGCCCACACAAAAGUUUCACCCCAUUGAGGCACUUGAGCCUGGAACUGAAUAUACAGUUCGUCUAGUGACUAAGAAUUGGGUUGAUAACAAUAGCAUUUUUGAAGAUGUAAUUGAGACAAGGGGGAGAGCCUAUGCUGGUAUUUACGAUGGAAUUUCCACCCAGGGGUGGUUUAUUGGACUGAUGUGUGCCAUCGCUUUGCUCACCCUACUGCUGCUAACUAUUUGCUUUGUCAGAAGAAAUAAAGGAGGAAAAUAUUCAGUGAAAGAAAAAGAAGAUUUGCAUCCAGAUCCCGAAGCUCAAUCAAUAAAAGAUGAAAUCUUUGGGGAAUAUAGUGACAGCGAUGAAAAGCCGCUGAAAGGCAGCCUCCAGUCAAUUAACGGGGACAUUAAAGCCACUGAAAGUGCUGAUAGUCUGGUAGAUUAUGGAGAAGGGGAACAUGGGAUGUUCAAUGAAGAUGGUUCGUUUAUUGGAGCUUAUUCUGGAUCUAAGGAAAAAGGGUCAGUGGAAAGCACUGGGAGUUCUACGGCAACUUUUCCUCUACACGCCUAAAAUAAUGGCAAGAAUGAUUUAUGUUUAAUUGUGAUAUUUAUCUUGAUUAGUGCUCCACAGUUGACACAUGUGAUUGGAAGCAGGUUGCCAAUUGAGCCAGUCAGGAACCUGACAUGCAGGUAAUACAAAAAUAAGUCACUGCCACUAAAAGAUGAUUUUCCAUUCUAAUUUCUAGGUGUUUUCUUCUAAUUAAAACAAAAUAAAUCAUUCUUUACUAUAGCAAAUGUCUUAGUAUUACAAAAACAGAAUUUCUCAGUGUAACAUCUGUAUGCUUAACUUCAAAUCCAUGUGUGUCUUAGGUUUCGAAUAUGUUUCUCUGUAUAGUAUUUUUUUUUUCCUGUCUGGCUGCUGUCACUUUGUACAUACAUGUAUACACAGUAUUUCCUCAAAUACCAUGGCCUCAGCAUUGUAGAGGUUAUGACACACCAAGAAAACUGAACAGACAACGGGUUACUCUGCAAAGUGACACCAUGCAUCCUACUGAGAAAAAUGAUAAUUUAAAAUACUGGAGAAAUAUAUUCUAUAUAUUGUAUAAUUUUUCAUAAAGAAAUAAACUCCUUUGCUUGUGGUAUUCUAAAAUUAUUUUAGUGGCUACCGCUGACUGCAAUAUCCAACUCUUAGACAUGCAACUAUCCACAGAAAAAUUGUUCCUAAAAGACAAAGCUCUGGCCUUGUAGAUGAAUCUUCUGCCCAGUAGCUGGCACUAUUUCCUUAAGUAAGUUAAGCUGCAGUAUCUUUCCUGUGGCAAGGUAAAACAGGGUUCCCAUCCACCAUCAUCAGAAAGCAUUUUAAUUUCUUUUCCCAAGUCUCUGCGAGCUGCAUUUCUAAGCAAAAUGCUUGUUGUCUGUCUCAUAUCUGUAUAUUUGUGCACUAGCAUACAUUUCAUAGGGAUGUUGUACAUAUGAUAUUAAUAUUGACACAAGUAAAAAUCAGCCUUGUUUUAUUUUGAAAUGAGAUAUGUUGCUAGCAUGAGUCUAUGUAGGAAUAAAUAGAAUUGCUUCUCAGUAUGAGUUUGGACCAGCAAAACUAGUUUUCAGAAGGAGCUGUGUGUAUACCAGUCGUAUAAAUCUCACAUCUUUCUAGUAUCACAUAAAAUAGACCUACCUGACUCUUAUCAUUUAUUUUCAAGAUAUUCAUUGUUAAAUAAGCAAAAGCAAAUGCAAAGAGAAAAUAUUAUGGUAUAAUUUCUUUUAUAUUUUGUUUAUUGGAUGCUGGUUUAAACCUGGCUCCUUGCCUCUCCAACACUAACUCAGCAAGCUGUACAGCACAUUUUUUUGGUCUUUUUGUAUUGGAAUCUCUUGAAUUUCUUUAAAAGUAUGUAUUUUUUAAUAUGUUUAUUUGAAUAGAGUAUCAAUAUGGCUUCAUUUCUUCUUGCACUUACAAUUCAUCACUUCAAUUAUGAUGUCUUUUAAAUAGUUACUACAGGAGGAAUAGAUCCUAAAAGCCAUUUUGCAUCAUGAUACUAAUUAGGCAAAUAUCCCCAAUGGCUCCUUCACAGUCUCCAUUACUUCAAUGGAAGGAAGAAAGGAAGCAAGAAUUACUUGCAUGGUUAUGAGUUUCCAGUAAAGGCUACAAUUAAGGCAUGCUGGCUGCACACAGAGGUGCAGGUUGUUACCAUCAGAAAGGCCAUGGUGUGUAUGCACAGAUCACCUUAGCAGGGGUUCCUCCCCAGUAUUCAUCCAUUUCUGAAAGCAGUAAGUGGCCUCUGGUCCUUGAUGCUUCUGCAUAUCUGUUCUUCUCCAUUUUAAUUGUUUUUGGUUUUGUUUUUUUUUUUAAUUUAGCUUGUAAGGGCCUUUCAAAUAGCCUCUGUCUGGAAAAAGCAAACCCCAAACAGACAGCUUGAAACAACCAGUGAUGCCAUGUAUAUGAGUAUGAAAGGAGGAGUGGAAAUCUGCCCUGAUUUAAAAAUCACCGCAAUCUGUAUUGAGUGAAUCUGUAUUUCACUUAAUCGAAAUGCUGAAAAUGUCCAAAGUUAUUUUUACUUACAAAAAAAACCCAAACCAAAACAAAAGAAAAAAAUGUUCAUUUUAAAAGAGAAAGAUUGGGUAAUUGGGCAAAUGUGAAAACUGGCAUCUCAUCAACAGAGACAUUUCCCACCAUGAUCUUUAUCUGCUGACUCUUGUGGGCUGCAGCCCAAAACAGAUAAAGUCUAAGAGCUGAUUAGGCUUGUGACAGCCCAGCAUUUGUUGCAAGCUUCAGGCUGUUUUCAUGAUUUCCUUUAGGAAUCAUAUGCACUAAUGCAUGACCAAGGGUCUUUAAAAUAGGAACAAAAAUUGAGGAAACAAAAUUGGGAUUGACUCCCGUGAAGCCUUGCUAUCCUGUGCAGAGGGAAGGGCAGAGCUCUCCCAGCUACAGGGUCCCUAACCAGGGCAGAUGCCCAUGGUGAGGCUGGAUGCCACCCACCCACAGCCCCAGUCAUCCAUUUCUUGUGUUGCUGCAGAUCCACUAGACUCCUUGUCCCAGAAAAUGCCUACAUUAAACAGACACAAAUUUCAGAUCUUAUUAGUAAGUGUCAAAUUAUCGAAUAAUGAAUAUAAAUCCCCUGUGUUAUCACUUGAUCUGUUGCUGCUAAGAGAUGUUUAUGACAUUCCUGUGAUGUGCUACUCAUCUGUGCCAGUAUGAGUGCUUUUUCUAUUAAAAUUUUAAUUCAGAUCCCUAAAUCUCAAUGUUGGUGUUUUGUGACGCCUCAGGGCCUAAAAAUGAUACAGUGACAAAAAGAUGUUCAGUGGAAUUUGUAUAGUGUGCACUGACUUUUGAGGAAUAUGCCCAAUGAAUAUUAAACAAAUGGCUAAAACUCCUGGGGAAUCUCACUCACCUGAGCUUUUUCCUCUUUCUCAAUCAUUUCUUUGCCUUUCUUUUUUCCACAAUGGGUUUUUAUUUCCUAUUGUAAGGGUACCACUCAUACUGUGUACCCCAGACAGUGCAGGACCUUCAUGGUUUUAUCAGCAGUUUUCUUUCAAAAUUAACCUAACAGCAAGCUUAAAUUUUCCUGAGCAAUCUUUUGUCCUUGCCAGGAGAUGGGCUUCAUUUUUUUCUAGGAUGGUCUGUUACAGGUGGGAGGAAGUGUGGCCAUGCAGGCUGAGCAAAAAGUAUCACCAACUGUGCUGCGGUUCUAAAAUAGUGCAUUAAAACCAUUGAUGUGUUUUAUUUUUAUUUACUCCGGCCAUGAGUGUUUAUUAAAAUCAGUUGAUGGAAAUAUGUGGUGAUUUCAUUGGUUACUGCUUAGCAGGGGAUUUCAGACUCCCUACUGAGAGGAGGGAGUCAGAAACAGACAGUGUGCGAACAUGCAGAUCGUGCUGAAUAGGGAACUAUUACUCAGUGCCAUGGCUAUUAGUUCGGUUAUGUUUGGUUACAAAGUGCCAUUACAUUUUGCUGGCAGCACAACUGUGAGAGGGGAAAUGCCACUUUCAGAUUUGAUACCUCAGUCCACCCAGGAUGGAAUUUCACCCAGCAUUUCCCAGGCCAUAGGAAUGCUGGCUUGUGGAUUUAAGCUGCCUCCCCUGGAACAAGAUAGGGAUAGAUGUUUCCCAAAAAGUUGUGCAGUUUUCAGUGUGCAUAAGAUUAAGCAGAGAAAAUCAGGUUUUCCUCACUAAUGGGGAAAAAAAGCCCUGUGUGCUAGCUCCUGUGCCAGUGAGCCAUUUGUGUUCACAGAGCAGAGUACCAUUGGUUUGGUAUGGAUUGUAAUCUCAGACAACAUUUUCUUAUAAUAUAUAUAUAUAGUUAAAUAGCACAUCCAAGAACUUGUAGGAAUGGCCCCAGAUUCAUUCUCUGGCAAAAUUUGGGGACUAAAAUCUGGGGACUCAAGAAAUCCUCACUUCUGCUUGACUCUGCUCUGUAGCAAGGAUAACAGUACAGGACUGGGUAUUGAAGCCCUUCCGGGGCUGGAUGUUUAGGAAGAGCAGAACCAGGAAUCAAAUCAGAAAAUGGCUUUCCCCUCUGGAUAAAAUGUGUGUAUGCACUCUAAAUAAAAAACCUUUGUAACUCAAGUUUUAACUGUAUCUAAUUAGCAUAUCAUUUAAUGGUUUAUGUUGAUUCCGUGUUAUUUGUUCUGCUGCCUUCGUAUUACACAAAUUUAAAUGAGUAGGUCUUUUUCUGGUAACUACUUCCAUUGACUGAAUGGGUCAGAUCCAAUGCAUGAGAGGCUUUAAUGAAAGUUACAAUUUUUGUGAUAAAAACAAAUACUAGCACAAUCUUUCUAUAUAAAAAAGAUAGGGUUUUUUAACAGUAAUUUCACAUUCAGUUUGUAAACUGAAGUUAGAAUAAUUCACUGAUGCUUGCGUGCUUCUGAAAGGAAAUCUUGUAAUUUUUUAUAGUUGUCAUUUUGCAGAUGAGUGGUAAAUCUAGAUUAUUUUACAUACCUGUAAGAACAGAUGUGAUGAAAGGGAAUUCUUGGUGGCAAGAGAAUUUCCUUUAUAUAACAAUGGAUCAAGCCCUCAGCUGCAUCUCUGUUAAUGUUUAAUAUUUCAAGAUAAGGCCUAUAAACUGUGUUGCAAUACCAGCACAUGUACAUUGCAGCUCUGUAUCUUUCAUGUAAAAGUCUCAAGUGAUCUGCACUGAUUUAUUCUGUUUUCAGGCAGGAGCCAGUAGGUGGGUUUGAGCCAAAGCACACUAUCUGUUUCAUUUUUUGUUGUUAUUAUUACUACUACUUUAAAUAAGAUACUUUGUAAUUUCAUGAGAAAAGAUCAAAGCAAAUGUGAUGUCACUGUUACAAUGUUACUUUUUGAGCUAAAUGUUACUGUGCAUUUAUUAAAGUUUAGAGAAAUGUGUUGUACUGUAGUUGCUGUUUGUAUCAUGCAUAUGUGCACGUAUGGUUUUAAAGGAUAUUUUCAUUUUACAUGAAAUACAACUUUGCUAAUAAAAGUUUGACUUGAUGUAAUCUUCAAAAGCCUUAGCUG
Molecule: messenger RNA, 8781 nt
Organism: Melopsittacus undulatus (budgerigar)
Lineage: Eukaryota; Metazoa; Chordata; Aves; Psittaciformes; Psittaculidae
Gene: CHL1
Product: cell adhesion molecule L1 like
Exons: 28
Coding region: 209-3886 (1225 amino acids)
Biological process (GO): brain development; axon guidance; cell-cell adhesion
Cellular component (GO): axon; plasma membrane
Molecular function (GO): cell-cell adhesion mediator activity
Source: RefSeq, a predicted model, not a curated record